AUUGUUGCACUCUGUUCUCCUUUUUGUACAGUGGAGCAGAGUGCAAGUUCAGUGAGAACAAUGAAAGCUUCAAUUAGAUGGUUUUGACUUUGAUCCAUAAUCUCACAUACUAUUUUGGAUUUCAAAGAGAAAAAAGAGGUAAUAGUUAUUAUUAUUGUAUUGUAAAAUGGAACCCAACAUGAACCGCAUCGUGAUUGAGCCACUCUCACAGUUCGACCUCUCCACACACUCUCGCACUAGUUCCGUUCGAUCCCUCGCCGUUUCCACACUCUCCCGUCGUUCACAACAGCAACAACAAGAAGCUGUCGUUUUUGUUGGCACUCACUCAGGAACCCUAUUUUCCCUCUCCACCGAUGUGAACGACAACACCAACGCCCAAAACGGUGGUGCCUCUUCGCCUUCCUUCCUGCGGAAGCUGUCGUUUAGGAGAAGCGUUUCGGUGAGCGAUUCACCUGUGGAGUCCAUCUUAGUUCUCGGGGAAUUGGGGAAGAUCUUGUUGCUCUCCGAUGGUUCUUUGUUCUUGGUGGAUUCCGAGCUCGAAAAUCGCGCUACGAGGUUGGGUUUUUCCCCAAAGGGUGUUUCUUUGGUAACGAGGAGGAGGUUGAGGGAUGGUGAGUGUGAGGGUUCGGUUUUGAGUGAGCAGCAGUCGUUUUUGCAGAAAUUGGGAGGUGGGGUUAUAGCAAAUGGGUUGAAAAUCAAGGAGACUGAAUUGCAGGGUGAGUGUGGUUGUGUUUUUGCUCUUGUUGUUGGGAAAAAAUUGAUGCUUGUGGAGCUUGUUUUGGGGAAUAGAGGUGGUAAAAGUGAUAAAGAUGUUAAUGGGUCUCUUGUGGUUUUGAAAGAGAUUCAGUGUGUUGAUGGGGUUGUUAGUGCCAUGGUGUGGCUCAAUGAUUCCAUUAUUGUUGGCACGGUGAAAGGGUAUAGCUUGAUUUCCUGUGUUACUGGACAGAGUAGUGUUAUAUUCUCGCUGCCAGAUGUGUCCCGGCCGCCACGGUUGAAGUUGUUGGAGAAGGAGUGGAGGGUGCUGUUGUUGGUGGACAAUGUGGGGAUCAUUGUUGAUGCAAAUGGGCAGCCGGUGGGCGGCAGUCUGGUGUUCCGACAUGGCUUGGAUUCUGUUGGAGAGAUAUCUUCCUAUGUGGUUGUUGUGAGUGAUGGGAAGAUUGAAUUGUAUCAUAAGAAAUAUGGUAGUUGUGUUCAGGUGUUGCCGUUUGGAGGGGAAGGAAUUGGGCCUUGUAUAGUUGCCAGUGAGGAAGAUAGAGGUGGGAAGCUGGUUGCUGUUGCAACUGCUACCAAGGUAGUAUGCUAUCAGAAAUUAUCUUCUGUGGAACAAAUAAAAGACCUUCUGAGGAAGAAGAACUAUAAGGGAGCCAUAUCUUUGGUGGAGGAGCUUGAGUCUGAAGGUGAGAUGUCAAAAGAUUUGCUCUCGUUUGUUCAUGCCCAAGUGGGUUUCCUCUUGCUUUUUGACUUGCAUUUUGAAGAAGCAGUGGACCACUUUUUGCUCUCUGAGACAAUGCAACCUUCCGAAGUAUUCCCAUUUAUAAUGCGAGAUCCAAAUCGCUGGUCCUUACUGGUUCCUAGGAAUCGGUAUUGGGGUUUGCAUCCUCCACCAGCUCCUCUUGAAGAUGUAGUAGAUGAUGGCUUGAUGACAAUCCAAAGAGCUUCUUUCCUGAGGAAAGCAGGUGUAGAAACAAUAGUACAUAAUGAUCUUUUUCUCAAUCCACCAAAUAGAGCUGAUUUAUUGGACUCAGCAAUCAAGAAUAUUAGCAGGUAUUUGGAGGCCUGUCGAGAAAAAAACUUAUCGCAAUCAGUCAGGGAGGGAGUUGACACCCUAUUAAUGUAUCUCUAUAGAGCCCUAAAUCGUUUUGAGGACAUGGAGAGACUGGCAUCUUCUACGAACUGGUGUGUUGUGGGGGAGUUGGAACAGAUGUUAGAAGAGUCUGGGCACCUACGGACACUUGCCUUCCUAUGUGCAAGUAAAGGAAUGAGCUCAAAAGCUGUGUCUAUUUGGCGCAUUCUGGCGAGAAAUUAUUCAUCCGGCCUCUGGAAAGACCCUGCUUUGGAGUAUAGUAUACAGGGUAGCGGGGAAAACUUUAUUUCUGGCAAGGCAAUUGCUGCUGCUGAAGCUUCAAAGAUUCUUGAGGAGUCAUCUGACCAAGAUUUGAUUCUACAACAUCUAGGAUGGAUUGCAGAUAUCAGCCAGGUUCUUGCAGUCAAAGUUUUAACUUCAGAAAAACGAGAGAUCCAACUUUCUCCUGAUGAAGUUGUUAAUGCUAUUGAUCCACAGAAGGUCGAAAUUUUACAGAGAUAUCUCCAGUGGUUGAUUGAAGACCAGGAUUGUAACGAUACUCAGUUGCAUACGUUGUAUGCCCUCUCACUUGCCAAAUCAGCAAUUGAAGCCUUCAAAUAUGAAAAUAUCUUUGAAAAUCUUGAUAGUGGAAAUAUAGAGACCAAAGGUUUGGCUACUUUGAGGAACUCAAUAUUUCAAACUCCUGUCAGGGAAAGAUUGCAGAUAUUUUUGCAAUCCUCAGACUUAUAUGAUCCAGAAGAAGUUCUUGACUUGAUUGAAGGAUCAGAACUAUGGUUAGAAAAGGCUAUUCUGUAUAGAAGACUGGGGCAGGAGACUUUGGUCCUCCAAAUUUUGGCUUUGAAACUGGAAGACAGUGAAGCUGCUGAGGAGUAUUGUGCUGAGAUUGGCAGAGCUGAUGCUUACAUGCAGUUGCUUGAAAUGUAUUUGGAUCCCCAAGAUGGUAAGGAUCCCAUGUUCACUGCUGCUGUUCGCCUUCUCCACAAUCAUGGAGAAUCAUUGGACCCAUUGCAAGUUUUAGAGAAACUUUCCCCAGAUAUGCCACUUCAACUUGCUUCUGAGACUUUACUAAGAAUGUUCAGGGCCAGAGUUCAUCAUCAUCGUCAAGGACAGAUUGUGCAUAAUUUAUCUCGUGCCGUAGACAUUGACGCAAGAUUGUCAAGAUUGGAGGAAAGAUCAAGGCAUGUGCAGAUUAAUGAUGAGAGUCUCUGUGAUUCCUGUAAUGCGCGCCUCGGUACAAAGCUAUUUGCAAUGUACCCUGAUGAUACUGUUGUCUGUUACAAGUGUUAUCGCCGUCAGGGUGAGUCAGUGUCUGUCUCAGGCCGCAAUUUUAAGGAAGACAUCCUAAUUAAACCAGGUUGGCUUGUGAGUAGAUGAUCUUGAAACUAAGAUACUGCUUGGCUGAAUAUGAGGAUUUGUCAUUCCAUACCAAAUCCAAUUCAUUCAAAAUUGGAAAAAAAGAAUAGUGUUGAUGAUCACUCGGUUAUUUAGUUAAACAUAAGAGUAUCUAUCAGCUUCUAGCCUCCUACACUAAAAGAGUAGAGUUACAUACAGUUAACUACCACCUGAUGGUACUGUAAAUAGUGUUGAGUUCUCCAUUGUACUCUCCAUUCCCCCAUUCGGCCUAUUCCAUUGUAAAUUUUUUUGAUAUUGUAAAAUGUAAAUGUUUGCACAUAAAUAAU
Molecule: messenger RNA, 3483 nt
Organism: Gastrolobium bilobum
Lineage: Eukaryota; Viridiplantae; Streptophyta; Magnoliopsida; Fabales; Fabaceae
Product: vacuolar sorting protein 3
Exons: 14
Coding region: 167-3178 (1003 amino acids)
Biological process (GO): intracellular protein transport; vesicle-mediated transport; autophagy
Cellular component (GO): membrane; cytoplasm
Source: RefSeq, a predicted model, not a curated record